AUGGCUUCCAUGUCCGAAUCAGAACUCAGGGCCACUGCCUCUUUGCGCCGUCGUGCUGCCUUGUCAAAACCGAACCGUGCGACCCCUGAAGAGAUUUCGCUUCUUCAGGAGGCCUCUAACUCCGAGGUUACCGAUAACUUCAUAGAGGGACCCUACACCGAGGCCCAGGUCACUGAAAUUUUCGGCCAUUCGGAUUGGGGCAUCAUUCCCAGGUUCGUUCUUGAGCAAGGCCUUGAGAAGAAGAUUCGACCCAUAGAUGAUGGGCAUGCUUCGCAGGUCAAUGAGGCUUUCACUUCCUUGAUUAAGCUGGAACUUCAAGGGGCCGACUUCGUUGCGGGUCUGGCCCUGCUGAUCUCCCAGGCCGAAAAGGAACGUUCAGAGCGCCUAGGUGUCGCUGCUAGGAAGUGGGAGGCCUUCACAGUCCUCGGAAUGCAGCUGGACAUCAGUCGUUUGCAUGAAGGUGCUGCCGUGCUGGCAAACAAGGAAGGCCGUGUCAAGCGCAUUUCCGAAAUGCUGGGCAGCAUCUUUGACAAGGGAGCCCUGGGCAGGCAUGAGGCGCAAGUUCUCCUUGGACUCUUGAACUAUGCCUCAGGUUUCUUUGCAGGCCGAUCCUUGAAGCCAGCGUGCCACUUCCUGCUCUCCUUGGUAAGGGGGAAGCGCCAAACGGCUGCCGAAAUAAAGCGCUUCUGCAAAACUACGCAGGCUGUCUUGAGCACCACUCCACCUAGAGUCCUUCGCAUCUUUGACCCUCGACCGCCCAUUCAUGUUUGGACGGAUGGAGCUUGGGAAGAUCCUUGGGCGGGAAUAGGUGCGGUUGUUCUUGACACGCUAGAUGAUAGUGCCAGGGUUUUUGCCGGUUGUGUACCUGCUAAGCUUUUGGAACGCUGGAAGCUGGAUGUGGGAUCGCAACUCAUAUGCGAGAUCGAGCUCUACGCUUUGGUUACUCUGCGUGAGGGGCACAGCAUCCUCAGCUUGGUAGGCGCCAAGGUCGUGGAAGCUUUCAUCCACGAUGAAAGCUCAAACCAGAGAUUCCUUCAUCAGGGAUUCGCGUGA
This is a messenger RNA of Symbiodinium sp. CCMP2592, 1053 nucleotides long. The record is from the annotation of a GenBank genome assembly. NCBI's taxonomy places the organism in Eukaryota, Dinophyceae, Suessiales, Symbiodiniaceae.